UGCUACCUAUCUCAGUGUUGAAGCGACACUCGGUGCGGUGGGUACGGCCAUCGCACGAAUUUUAAAUUUAGAAUUUUAUUUUUCAAUAUAAAUACUUUUUUUGUGUUAACUUCAGUGAUUAAAUUACAUAGAUUUGUUAGUGUUAAAUCCAGAGUGGGAUAUUAGAAAAGUUGCAGUUGGAAUUUGCGUCGCUCUACAAACUUUCAGAUAGAUCAAGAUGGCGACUUCAGUCCUCCAACCCGAAGACUGCCGAAGGGAGCACGAGCCCAAGCCGGACAUCAUCGAAGCGCCGAGGCUAACCGAUGAUGACCGAAUGCAUAUCCUCGAAGCUAAAGAGCGGGAAACUGGUGAACUGCCUCCGGAAUUGAGAGAAAAGGCCAGAACUGAAUUGAGAGAGGAACCAGCGCUUAGGGAACAGGCUUUAGCACAAAUGAGACAUUUUAUUGAGAAGCAUCCUGCGAUUAAGAAAUGUAGAACUGACUCACCAUUCCUUCUCCGCUUCCUCCGGACCAAGAAGUACUCGAUCCCUCAAGCAUGUUCCAUGUUGGAGCGCUACCUGACCAUCCGGCAGAUGUACCCGCAGUGGUUCCAGAAGCUGGACCCAUUGGACCCCAAGAUCGCGGCGGUCAUUGACGCGGGGUAUCUGGUGCCUUUGCCUAAGAGGGAUGCUGAAGGACGACGGGUGGUGCUGUCUUGUAUGGGUCGUUUUGACCCCCACCAGUUCGACAAUUGCGUGAUGGCGCGCGUGCACUCCAUGAUAGUGGAACUGCUGUUGGAUGAGCCUCGUUCACAACUGCUGGGCUACACACAUGUGAAUGACGAGGCUGGUAUGCAGAUGCCUCAUGUAUCUCUGUGGUCUCUGACAGAUGUGCGGAUCAUGCUUAAUUGUAUACAGAACUCCACCCCGAUGCGGCACAAGCGCACCCACUUCGUGAACAUUCCAACCUACGGCAUCAAGUUCUUUGAGUUCGCAGUCUCUCUGCUCAGUGAUAAGCUGAAGGAUCGUGUGAUGUUCCACCGGACCAGCGAGGAUUUGAUGAAGCACGUGGACCCAGCAAUUCUGCCCAAAGAGUACGGAGGCACCGUCCCUCUCAGAGACAUGAUUGAAGAAUUAAAACGCAACCUUUUGAAACGGAGGGAUGACUUGCUCUCUCUAGAUGACAUGUGUGUUGACUUACACGCCUUGGAGAAAAACGACUUAACUCAAGAUAUACACUCGACAGCUGGCUCCUUCAGAAAACUUGAAUUAGAUUAAGAACUAAUAUUAUAGUUUGCUCUAAAAUGCAGCCUUAACGAAAUGUCUUUAAAGUAAAUAUUUUUUGAACGAAACUUUUACAACCCUUUCGAAGUUUGCUGGGCAAUUGUUGGUAUAAUUAUUAGCUUAGAUUUUAGUAUGAUUAUAAAUUAACUUUUACGUUUCCAAACCUUGCUUUGCUUUCACAAUAUUUUAAUUAGGGUUUACAUUUAAUUUCACUAGCUAAUUAAUCAUUUUGUGAUGGCUAUUGUUAAUUAAACAAUAUCAAAUGUAAGUACUCAGUAAUAUAACUGUAUGCAAAUAGAUCUCAUUCACUGUUAUUAGGUAAGCAUUUUUGAAAAAUGGGUAUGAACUACAUUAAAAUGCUUUUGAAGUUAUAUAAUCUUGCUGAAACAACAUUAAUGUUAAUUCUAUAAGCCUACAUUUAUUCGUUUAUUUUAGUAACUAUUAUAGAGAGCUUGUGGCAGCCGUCGGUGGUGUCACGUUACCAUUCUUAACGGAAGGUUCUGAAAAAUAUUGUCAUUACCAUCUGUUGCGAUGUGUGUUUAUCAAUUAGAUUUCUCGUAUAUUUAAGAUAACUGCCAACAUGACAAACUGACUGCUGCAUUAAAUUGAUCACUUUUUGUAAUGAAAAAGGGCUUUUGUAACAGCGCUUCUUAGUAACGAUUUUUGUAUUAAUUCAUCAUUGGUUUAUAAGUCAUUCGAAAAAUGGGUAGAGUACCUAUGUUGUAAGCUGUAAAAAAUAAAUAAAGUAUGUUGAA
This is a messenger RNA of Helicoverpa zea (corn earworm), 2016 nucleotides long. RefSeq names its product retinaldehyde-binding protein 1-like. Gene Ontology annotation, cellular component: membrane. Lineage: Eukaryota; Metazoa; Arthropoda; Insecta; Lepidoptera; Noctuidae. Gene Ontology annotation, molecular function: phosphatidylinositol bisphosphate binding. The record is from RefSeq and is a predicted model, not a curated record. The coding region runs from base 218 to 1255 and encodes 345 amino acids. The transcript has 6 exons.